Molecule: messenger RNA, 3145 nt
Organism: Sesamum indicum (sesame)
Lineage: Eukaryota; Viridiplantae; Streptophyta; Magnoliopsida; Lamiales; Pedaliaceae
Product: DNA binding protein
Source: RefSeq, a predicted model, not a curated record
GUUGUUGAAAUGUGGGUGCAUGGGAUGCUGUUGGCAAAGGUGAAGGGUUGAGAGAAAAUUACUCCACAUUCAACUCUGUUCAUGCCUAUGCCAAGUGACACACCAAUGGGAUCACACGAUUCUACGUCGCCCCACCAAUUCUUCAUUCUUGCUUUGCUGCCAACCAACGGAAAGCCUAAAUUUCACUCAGAUGCUAAAAACAUGCAAUGAGAGUAAGUGGGAUAAGAGAAAUUUGCGGUCAAGUACUGAUCCAUUGCACGAACUGCACCGACUCAUCAAUUUCGUCUCUCCACGUUACUGGCGAUAUUCAAUUUACAGAUUCCUUUUAUAAGAACACAGUCUUCACGCCACUGAUUUCUGUGCUUGUUCUUUGAUUCUUUCUCUUGAAAAUAAGGAAACGCCAUUCGGAUCUUUGUUGAAACGAAAGCAAAAACAUAGACAAAAGAAAGGAUAGUUUCUCUGGUUAUUUAGAAGCCUUCCGGAAACAGGAUAACUGCCACCUUCCAUUCCCAAGAGGCUUCGAUCAAUCACUGAUGUAGACAAUUGAGUUUCCGGUGGAUUAUACGAUCAAUAUUUUCAAGACCAGUACUGCUGAUUCCAUAAGUACCUGGCUAGUUAGUUUCUUAACCAGUUCGGCCUCUGGAAAUAUUUCAUGUCCAGCAUGCUCUUAAUGAAAUCCACCAGGCAUCCAGAUUUUUUGCAGUGAACUUGCAAUUGAUGCUGAACAGUUUUCAAUUCUUCCAUCAGCAGCUGUCCCUAGAAAUGAAAAGCAUGUCUGAGGCUUUCACUGUUUUAGGUUAUGCCAGCAAAUAUCGUUAUAAGCAGGAGAAGCCAGAAUUAGAUGCCCCUUGCCUGAGAAUCUUGGCAGGGGAAGAUCUCUAGUAAAGGCUGCUGCAUUCAGGGUGGUUGUCUUUUGUACCAGUUCAGUGCAGAUGACCGAUGUUUCGGUCUCCCUCCCAGCCAAGCGCAAACGUGGCCGUCCACGGAAGGAUGCCAAUCUUUCAGGCAACUUACAGUUACCAGAAAGUCCUACUCUCGUGAAAACUCAACAAGUCGAAGUAAUAUCUCCUAAACAAACUCAAGAAUUUGACAAAAAUCACAAAGAUUGUACUGUUGAUGGUAUGGUAGGGACUAUGAUUUAUGGUGUUAUUGAGGGUUCAUUUGAUGCUGGAUAUUUGAUAUCUGUCAGAAUUGGCAACAACGACAUACCUUUGCGUGGAGUGGUCUUUCAGCCGGGGAAGUUCAUUCCCGUUACAGCAGCAACUGAUGUUGCUCCACAAGCCAAGAUGUAUCAGAGAAGAGAAAUCCCGGUUCCAGUUUACGAUGAUCCAAGUCGGAUAAGUGGCCUUAGUCCCCAUCCCCAAAAACUAACCCUGGAGCCUGUCCUGGCAUCAAAACAGCCAGUCCUGCGCCCUAUUUUACCUUCUACGCCUCUCUCAGUCACCAAAUACUCAUUAGGCAAUCACUCCACAUUUAUGGCGCCUGAAGCCAUGAGGCUGAGGACUAGCUCGAGUUCUAACAUGGGAGGGCAAAUCACAGUGCCGACAACUCCAAAAGCUGGAGUCAACACACAGUCUCCAACCAUCCAUCCGACUGGUAGUCUCAGGAUGGUGGAACAGGACGAGGUAAUGCAGGCAUUUGAAGUUUCAACAUCGUCAAAAGGGUCUAAGAGCAACACAGCAACUACUGAAAAUCUGAUGUCCGAAUCACCAUUUAAAGCGACAACCAGUAGUUUGCCUACUAAAGAAAGCAUCAAUCAGAAACCUGAAGUCCAUGGGAAGUCUGUGGAGUCAGAACUUGGAUCCAGUAUGUUUGCUCAUAACAAACUGAAGGCCUCCAGUGGUGUAGAGUUCCACCACAAUUUCAUGGAAGAUAUGUCACGAUCUGCAUUUGAAAUUCAGCAAGACAGAAUGAUUCGCCAUGAAAUGGCCCACCACAGAGAGUUUGUUCACGAUGGAGCACCUCAGGCUAUAAAGAGAGAGCAGCAGCAAACUGAUCUUUAUUACAAUGGACUCAGAAGCCCGGAUGUUAAUUUUCAUCAAGAUGUUUUCACCAGUCAGUCUCAACCUGAUUCCCAAGAGCCUAAGAAUUUAGCAGCCAAGUUCCACCCAGGUGACUUUGUCGAGAGUGUCUCAAAGAGCCCAAGUCCAAAACUGGACCUGGCUUCUGCUGCUCAAGAAAAGAAACGGUUGGAAGCAGAGGCAGGAGCAGCUAAUGAUGCUUGUCUUGCAGCAAACUAUUUGGUCCUCAACGAGCUGAAGAGCCCAAAUCUUGGAUACCACCAAGCAUUGGUGGCUGGAAAUCCUCUUCUGCUGCCCCCAGACCUUAUUAGUGAGCCUAUGGAGUUCAUGCUGGAAAAAGCCAGAUCUCCUUCAAACAGCAAAAGCCCCCAAGAAACUCACUCAGAGCUGGAAUCCAGAAUUGUAAGCCCUGGUGAAAGGUUUCACAAUGCAGCUGGAAUCUGUGAUCCCACGACCAGCACUGAAGCUGCACGUUCGCCGGCUGGACCAUAUAAACUAGAGCUUGCAUCUCCACAAUCAAAUCCAAACACAGGGCCUGCCAAGCAAACCACAAUUACUGGCAUGGAUUUUGUUCUCAGUGACGUCGUUCAACCUACCGAAUCCCAUGGCCAUCGUGGCAACAUAUCUGAGACUAAGCAUGGGUGAUAGGCUCCAAGAAAUGAUCCAUUUGGAGUGGAGUGGACGAAUAUUACCAGUCACGAUGAGUGCCAAUGACUAUGACGAAGUAAAGAAGACGAUCAAUAGGUGCUCCAAGAGUGAUCUUUAGAUUAUUCUGCGAAACAGCUCUAAGUGUUGUGGGAUUGAUUUUUACAUAGUCCCACCUCUAAUUGGCAUUAUUGUCCUCUACAUAGUCCUUAGGGGGAUAUUCAGAGUUCAUUGGACAUUUUUUUGUUUUUUCAUUUUGUUCUUUGCAGUGUUUUUGUUUUCUUUACCCAUUAGCUAUGUGUAGAUCUAAAAUGAAUUGAAGAGCCCCUUUUCUUUUUAAUGGAUUGCUUAAGAAUUGAUAUGUUGAUUCUAAGUUUUCUCCAACUGUUGUAUUUUUUAGUCAUUUAGAGCUGAUGUACACGGACAGAAAAGAGAGCUGAAGGAUAUUUUUAUCCUAUUUUGAUGUUUUUAUCAACACA